Arachis ipaensis is the source of this 1206-nucleotide messenger RNA. NCBI's taxonomy places the organism in Eukaryota, Viridiplantae, Streptophyta, Magnoliopsida, Fabales, Fabaceae. The record is from RefSeq and is a predicted model, not a curated record.
AUGGACAGCGAUAACAAUGUAGCCGAUGCCGAUGAAGAAUGUGGUGAGUUGGAAGACGUUGCCAAACUGAGUGUGAAUGAAAUAUUGAAGAAGAGUUGGGACAAUAUUGAUAAUGCGUAUGAGUUUUACAAGAGGUAUCGACAAUUUCAUGGAUUUGGGGUGUGGAAGGUAACUCAGCCAAAUACUGUGAUGGAAAUUUGGUUAGAUAUAGAUUUUUUUUGUAACAAGGAAGGAUUGAGGAAACGUAAACACUACAAUAGAGUUGACAUAACAAAGGUACACAAACCGGAUACAAAAACAAACUGCAAGGCAAUGUUAUCAAUAUAUUUAGACAAAAAUGAAAAGGCUUGGAAGGAGCAAAGACUCAGAUUGAUGGGAUGGAUGCAUAUGGCAUUGCAACAUCUAAGACUGGGGUACAUGGCUGGUAUGGCCGGUGGCUAUUCUUUGUUGGGGUUCUUGAAGAAUGAUGUCUACAACUAUUCCAACAAAACCAGGAAUGCAAAAAUAGCAGAUGGUGAUGCGAAUUCUGCGAUAGUGUAUCUAGAGGAAAAAGUUGAGUUAGAUCUAGUGGCGAUUGCAAAAUACGUCAUGAAUGAUGAUAGGCUAGCAAACUUGAUUUGGAUAGAUAGAGCUAGCAGAGUUGAUUAUCAAUACUUUGGUGAUGUAUUGGUAUUUGAUUCUACCUACAAGAAAAAUAAAUACAAAAAAUUAGUUGUAAUUUUUUCUAGAUCAAACAAUCAUAAGCAGACGAUAAUAUUUGGUUUUAGGUUGUUGCUUAACGAAAGUGUGUCAUCGUAUCGGUGGAUGCUGGAGAAUUUGUUGGAGAUCAUGUGUAGUAAAAAGUCGUGUGUCGUUGUGACUAAUGGUGACAAAGAUAUGAUUAAAGUAGUAUCUAAAGUCCUCCCUGAUAUGACUCAUCAUUUGUGUGUAUGGCAUGUGGAGAAAAAUGUGACAUCAAAUAUGAAGGAUGAAGAAUUACGUGGAUUGUUCAGAAGAUGGUUGUAUUCAGAACUUGCAAUAGAGGAGUUUGAAGUGGAUGGGAACAGGCUACGGAUGAGUAUGGACUACAUGAGAAGCAAUGCUCAAUGUAAACAUACGAGAAAAGGGAGAUAUGGGCAAGUACAUAUCUGCGGGACAAGUUAUGCUUUGGGUGUUGCACAUCCUCCUGCUGAGGGGAUUAAUGCAUUCAUGUCUGAGAAGCAUUGA